UGGCGCUCAUGACCACGCUGAUAAUGCAGCGUGAAGCCGCAGUCCUGCCAUCACUCAAGAUGGCUGCCCCCAUCAAGAUGACCGGGGUGUGCCGGGGGAAAAGGGGCAGCAUGAUAAUCUGAGACGGUCUAGCAUCGGACCAUGUGGAAGUUUCUGGGACGGGGGAGUCGGAUGAUGGGGGGUGGGACCCGUGGGGGGGAGAGGGAGCAAUAGCGUCCUUUCUCAGGCUAACCCCGGCCCCUCCCCUGUUCUCUGGACUGAAAUGGGGAACACACUGGGCCUGGCACCGAUGGGGGCUUUGCCCCGCCGGAGUCCCCGUCGAGAGGAACCUCUGCCCAACCCUGGGAGCUUCGAUGAGCUGCACCGGCUAUGCAAAGAUGUGUUCCCAGCACAGAUGGAGGGAGUGAAGCUCGUUGUCAACAAGGUUCUGAGCAGCCAUUUCCAGGUGGCUCACACUGUGCAUAUGAGUGCCCUGGGCUUGCCAGGCUAUCACCUCCAUGCGGCCUAUGCAGGGGACUGGCAACUUAGCCCCACCGAGGUGUUCCCCACUGUGGUAGGGGAUAUGGACAGCAGUGGCAGCCUCAACGCCCAGGUCCUGCUCCUCUUGGCAGAGCGGCUCCGAGCCAAGGCUGUCUUCCAGACGCAACAGGCCAAGUUCCUGACGUGGCAGUUUGAUGGCGAGUACCGAGGAGAUGACUGUACAGCCACUCUGACCCUGGGGAAUCCCGACCUGAUUGGGGAAUCGGUGAUCAUGGUGGCUCACUUCCUGCAGAGCCUCACCCAUCGGCUGGUGCUGGGAGGAGAGCUAGUUUAUCACCGGCGGCCAGGCGAAGAGGGCGCCAUCUUGACACUGGCUGGGAAGUACUCGGCGGUACACUGGGUAGCGACACUGAAUGUGGGAUCAGGUGGGGCCCACGCAAGUUAUUACCACAGGGCAAACGAACAGGUCCAGGUUGGAGUGGAAUUUGAGGCCAACACAAGGCUACAAGACACAACCUUCUCCUUUGGUUACCACCUGACUCUGCCCCAGGCCAACAUGGUGUUUAGAGGCUUGGUGGACAGUAACUGGUGUGUGGGUGCUGUGCUGGAGAAGAAGAUGCCGCCCUUACCUGUCACCCUAGCCCUUGGAGCCUUCCUCAAUCACUGGCGCAACAGAUUCCACUGUGGCUUCAGCAUCACUGUGGGCUGAGGGGGUCCCAGAGCCAGCCCCCACAGACGCUGGAACCUCCAAGUCAGGUGCCCUAGGGCCAGAGACUAGGCCCCCUCUCCAGAGCCCACCUUGCCGGGUGACCUGUGGGUCCCAAGAGCAGAGUCGGGGACAGGACCGUGCCCUCCUCCGAACUGGAGCUCCCACAGGGGCAGCUGCUGCGGCAGUGGUGUGAGGCCCCCACCUCUGCCACCGGCCCCAGGCUCCUCUUCCCAUGCUCUUGUGGCUCUGGACUAAGGGAGGAGGAUUAAGGGGUGUGUCUGGCCAACUUUUCUCCCCUCACUUCCCCCCCUCUCCGUUUCCCUAUCGAUUAAAGCUCCUAGCUUCUUCCUCUUCAAAGCAGAACAGUCUGCAUGGGAUUAGCUCCCUGUCCUGUUUUCCGUCCCAGAGUCUCCCAGGGCUGGGAAGAGGAGGGCUGAAGGGCUAAACCUUUGACCUCAGAAAGUGCCCCCCGCCUCCAUUCCCAGAAGGAGCUUCUUUACCUCUUAGCCUUGAGGCUUCCUCCUUCCCCAUCUUCCAUGCUUCCAGAGAACAGCUCUGUCCCCGUGAUCAUCCCCCACCAACCCCAAGACUGCAUGAAGAGGCAGUUAUUGCUUUAGUCUUUCAUUGCAACCACUGGGCUCCCUUU
Molecule: messenger RNA, 1835 nt
Organism: Zalophus californianus (California sea lion)
Lineage: Eukaryota; Metazoa; Chordata; Mammalia; Carnivora; Otariidae
Gene: TOMM40L
Product: translocase of outer mitochondrial membrane 40 like
Exons: 10
Coding region: 263-1189 (308 amino acids)
Biological process (GO): protein import into mitochondrial matrix
Cellular component (GO): mitochondrial outer membrane translocase complex; mitochondrial outer membrane
Molecular function (GO): transmembrane protein transporter activity
Source: RefSeq, a predicted model, not a curated record